CAACAACCAUGUAGCCACCGAUCCUAAUGAGUCAUGCAUAAUAGCAGACACAGGCAACAGUGCCCCGUGAGCACAUGCAGGAUCAGCAGUACGACCUCCGACUCCGAGCUACUGCUCACCCUCUCGGGCUCUCGGCCCGCCCGUAUGCCAGUCUGUCUCUGGUACACUCCUUCAUUUCAUCGCCUAGCUAGCUACUAUAUAGUACGACCUGCCUGCCUUGCUCUUGCCCUGUGAGCAGCGGCGUGCGAUCGAUCGAGGCAGUCGUAGUAAUAAGCCAACAAACAAACCGGCCGGAACGCCAUGCUGGAGGAGUACAAACCGUGUGCGGCCAUGGUGGUGACGCAGUGCAUCUACGCCGCUCUAGCGCUCUUGUCCAAGGCGGCGUUCACCGGCGGCAUGAGCCCCCUGGUGUUCGUCGUCUACAGGCAGGCCGUCGCCACCAUUGUACUCGUCCCCGUCGUCAUCGCGGCCAACAGGUGCGCGCGCGCGUCGAAGAAGAUGAAGGAGAUGACGACGGGCCUUGGACUGACGGGCUUCUCGCUGGUCUUCGUCGCCUCCCUUGUCGGGGCAACGGUGAACCAGUGCAUGUACUACCAAGGGGUGAAUCUGGGCUCGUCGUCGAUGGCAACGGCCAUGACCAACUUGAUCCCCGCCAUCACCUUCGUCAUGGCGGCAUCAGUCGGCCUAGAGAGGGUGGAGGCCAGGAGGCCGAGGAGCCUGGCCAAGAUCUUCGGCACGGCCGUCUGCGUGAGCGGCGCCAUGGCCAUGGCUUUCUUCAAGGGCCCGAAGCUGCUCGGCGACGGCCCGAACGCUCUCCAGCUCCUCCUCCACGCGGGCGGCGGCGGCAGGUGGGUGGCCGGCGCGCUCUUCCUCGUGGGCAGCAGCUCCUGCUGGUCGCUCUGGCUCAUCCUGCAGGUGCCCAUCUGCAAGUCGUACGUGGAGCCGCUGGCUCUGUCGGCGUGGAUGUGCGUCCUGUCCACGCUCCAGUCCGCGCUGCUCGUCUCCUUCCUCCUGCCGGACCCCAGCGCCUGGAGGAUCCACUCGCUCUUCGAGCUCUCCUGCUGCGUCUUCUCGGGCGUGUUCGGGUCCGGCGUCACGUUCUACCUGCAGUCGUGGUGCAUCUCCGUGAGGGGCCCGCUCUACUCCGCCAUGUUCAACCCGCUCUGCACCGUGAUCACCACCGUGUUCGCCGCCGCCGUCCUCCGCGAAGAGCUGCACGUCGGCAGCUUGCUGGGCGCGAUCGCCGUCAUCGCGGGGCUGUACGUGGUGCUGUGGGGCAAAGCGGGCGACGCCAACAAGGGCGGGGUGGAGCCAGAGCACCACUCGGACGAUCUGGAGAAGACGUCAUCAGCGCGGUCGGAUCCCAAUUCGACGGCCGGCGUCGGCAGUGGCAUCGCCGAGCCCCUCCUGGCGGGCGGCGAUCCAACGGAGAAGUAGAUGGGAUUUUGCUGCUCUUCAAGUGUUCUGUGCGUGCGCGCGCGGUGUUUUCAGGGUCGGUAUGCUAGUGCUACUGUAACAGUGCCGUCCCAGUUUUGUCAUGUACACUAGUGGCAGCUUCAAAUGACUCCGUGCUGCCGAUGUGUAUUAUCCGCACAAUUUUGUUAAGCAACGCGGCGUCCCCGUCCAAAGUCGUCGUCGCCAA
This is a messenger RNA of Zea mays, 1642 nucleotides long. Its product is annotated as WAT1-related protein. Gene Ontology annotation, cellular component: membrane. NCBI's taxonomy places the organism in Eukaryota, Viridiplantae, Streptophyta, Magnoliopsida, Poales, Poaceae. Gene Ontology annotation, molecular function: transmembrane transporter activity. Bases 301 to 1437 code for a protein of 378 amino acids. The record is from RefSeq and is a predicted model, not a curated record. The transcript is spliced from 6 exons.